Molecule: messenger RNA, 2748 nt
Organism: Penicillium verhagenii
Lineage: Eukaryota; Fungi; Ascomycota; Eurotiomycetes; Eurotiales; Aspergillaceae
Gene: chsA
Product: chitin synthase I
Exons: 4
Coding region: 1-2748 (915 amino acids)
Cellular component (GO): cell septum; cell periphery
Molecular function (GO): chitin synthase activity
Source: RefSeq, a predicted model, not a curated record
AUGCGCACGCCAGAUCCCUUUGGGGACGAGCAUCAGAAUCAGUCUCAAAUGCAUCCUUAUGACGCUCGUACUCCGUCGCCAGGCCGUCCCCUAGACGCGUAUCAGUUACAUGAUAACCCAUAUGGACCCCAAGGGCAUUUACCCAUGCCCUCUAGCGAUCAGCUCGCCGAACAACCAACCUACUCUGUGGAAAAUGUUCACAAUUCCUACGGCCAUCAUGAAGCUUACGAGAGCCACGAACACGAGCAACCCUAUGGUUACAAUGACUAUGCUGUCGACCCGGAAGCCCACCACGAUGCCUACUACACACAACCCUACCAGCCGACACAUACCCCCCAUGAUGAUUACGAUUUGGGCCAAUACCCUGAGGGCGGCCAGACUCCCUUCGACGAUAACGACCCCUUAGUACCCGCAGAGAAUCCAUUUGGACCGGAUCAUUAUGACACAGAGCUCCAGGAUGAGCUUCGCCCGACUCCUAGUCCCGCUCCCAUUCGUCGUUGGAAGACUGUGAAGGAAGUACAAUUGUUCAACGGCAACCUCGUUCUGGAUUGUCCCAUUGCGCCAAAAUUGCUGAGCCAAAUCCCUCACGCCGAGGCGCCAGGCCGUGACGAGUUCACCCACAUGCGGUACUCGGCAGCUACUUGUGACCCGGCGGAUUUCUUUGAAGAGCGAUUCACCCUUCGUCAGAAGCUUUUCGCAAAACCGCGUCACACGGAGCUUUUCAUUGUGGUGACUAUGUACAAUGAGGACGACUUUCUCUUUGCGCGCACAAUGUCCGGUGUCUUUAAGAACAUCGACCACAUGUGCUCGCGAACAAGCAGCAAAACAUGGGGUAAGGAUGCAUGGAAGAAGAUUGUGGUUUGUAUUAUCAGUGAUGGUCGUGCAAAGAUCAACCCGCGUACUCGUGCCGUUCUUGCUGGUUUGGGUGUUUACCAGGAUGGAAUCGCCAAGCAGCAAGUUAACGGCAAGGAUGUGACUGCCCACAUUUACGAAUAUACCACACAAGUUGGUUUGGAGGUCAAAGGCACCCAAGUCCACCUUAAGCCUCGUCAGGGUCCUCCUGUCCAAAUCAUUUUCUGUCUGAAGGAAAAGAACCAGAAGAAGAUCAACUCCCAUCGUUGGUUCUUCCAAGCGUUCGGCCGACUGCUUGAUCCCAACAUCUGUGUCCUUUUGGAUGCUGGUACUAAGCCAGGCAAAGAUUCGAUCUACCAUUUAUGGAAGGCCUUCGAGUUGGAUCCGAUGUGCGGUGGCGCCUGUGGUGAGAUCAAGGUCAUGCUUUCUCACGGCAAAAAGUUGUUAAACCCUCUGGUGGCCGGUCAGAAUUUCGAGUACAAACUCAGCAACAUUCUCGAUAAGCCCCUGGAAUCUGCUUUCGGCUUCAUUACUGUGUUGCCUGGUGCUUUCUCUGCCUACCGGUUCAUCGCCUUACAAAAUGACAAGAAUGGCCAAGGUCCCCUUGAACGAUACUUUGCUGGUGAGAAGAUGCACGGUGCCAAUGCUGGUAUCUUCACAGCCAACAUGUAUCUUGCCGAGGAUCGAAUUUUGUGUUUCGAAAUUGUUUCCAAGCGCAACUGUCGCUGGCUUCUACGUUACGUUAAGAAUUCAACCGGUGAGACUGAUGUGCCUGAUCAGAUGGCCGAGUUCAUUCUGCAACGUCGCCGUUGGUUGAACGGUUCAUUCUUUGCGGCUGUGUACGCCAUUGCACACUUCUACCAGAUUGGUCGUAGUGAUCACAGCUUCAUGCGCAAGUUUGCCCUGUUCAUAGAGUUCAUCUACCAAACAGUGGCGAUGAUAUUUGCUUGGUUCGGUAUCGGUAAUUUCUUCUUGGUUUUCCACAUUUUGACGACAUAUCUGGGCGACGACGAUCUUCUAGGGACUGCUGGUAAAGUCCUGGGUAUUGUCUUCGAAUGGCUUUACCUUGCGACUCUCGUCACAUGUUUCGUUUUGGCUCUUGGUAAUCGGCCCGGUGGUUCCAACAAGUUUUACAUGACAAUGGUCUACUUCUGGAUCUGUAUCAUGAUAUACCUGUCUUUCGCCGCUGUUUUCGUCACGGUCAAGUCGAUUGAAACCGAAGUUGCUGAAAAGAGCUUCACGGUCAGCCAGCUGUUCACCAACAAGACGUUCUUCUCAAUCAUCGUAUCUCUCGGCUCAACCUAUGUCAUGUGGUUUGUCGCAUCUUUCGUCUUCUUGGACCCGUGGCACAUGUUCACAUCGUUCAUACAAUAUAUCUUGUUGACCCCCACCUACAUCAACGUCCUCAACAUUUAUGCCUUCUGUAAUACUCACGAUAUCACUUGGGGCACAAAGGGUGACGACAAGGCCGAGAAAUUGCCCUCCGCAACUCUCAAGCCUGGCGGCAAGGUUGAUGUCAAUAUCCCUCAAGACGACGGUGAUCUGAAUGCUCAGUAUGAAGCCGAAGUGGCAAAAUUCGCCAUGAAGCCACCCAAGGAGGUCCAAGUUGUUUCGGAAGAAGAGCGACAAGCAGAUUACUACAAGGGUUUCCGCAGUGCAGUCGUGCUAGCCUGGGUAUUCUGCAACUUUGCUCUAGGCGCGGUUGUUCUCAGUGCUGCUGGCCUGGAGACAUUCGACACUACUACCACUUCUGAUAGUACCAGCACGGAUGAGACACAGACUGAGCGAUCCUUGAUCUACAUGGAGGUCGUCUUGUGGAGUGUUGCUGGCCUUUCCAUGUUCAAAUUCAUGGGUGCAAUGUGGUAUUUGAUUGUUCGGAUGUUCCGAGGUGUCUGA